AUGGUAAACAGCACCACACAGAAGGAUGCGUUGAAAGUGAAUCUCGAUCAGCUUCAAUGUCACUUCACGUGGACUUCGAAGAAAAAAACCAUCGACUUGGAUGAUAUGAAACAAAGAUUAGAAGAUACAAUACAGACAAGUGUGAAACCUCAAGCCCGGUUUUACAAUCACUUUGCUUUUAUAAACUGUCAGCAAGGAAAAUAUGAAGAGGCAAUUCAGAAUUUAAAGGAAGCUGAAAAGAUUCUGAAGGAGAGUCAUGGUGAUGAUUUUGAGAAGAGAAUCUUGGUCACCUAUGGAAACUAUGCCUGGGUUUAUUAUCACAUGGACCGACUGGAGGAGGCUCAGUCCUACCUCGACAAGCUGGAGACAGUCUGUAAGCUAUUUCCUGAAGCCUCUCGGUUUGCAGCAAUGAUACCUGAGGUUUAUGGGGAGAAGGGUUUGUCACUGUUGAAAUCUGCUGGCCAAUAUUAUGAAGAGGCAAAGGAAUGUUUUAAAAAGGCUCUAGAGAAGGAUCCUGACAACAUUGAGUGGAAUGUUGGCUAUGCCACUGUUCUGUAUCGUCUGGAAGAGUUUUCUGGAACCCCUGAGAGUCACAAACCCACUCAAUCAAUGAAACAACUUAGACGUGUGCUGGAGCUGGAUCCUGAUCAUGCUGAAGCCAUGGUGCUGUUAGCUUUAAAACUACAAGAGUUAAGUCAAGAGGGGGAAGCAUCCACAUUAGUUGAACGAGCGUUGCAGAAGUCUCCUGAUCACCCACACGUGCUUCGAUAUGCAGCAAAGUUUUACAGAAUCAAAGGAGAUGUUGAAAGAGCUUUGAAAGUGUUGAAGACAGCAAUGGAAAUUACCCCCAACUCUACCUUCUUACACCAUCAAUUCGGUCUGUGUUACAGAAAGAAACUAAUGUCAUUGCUCAAAAAUCCACUCAGCAAGAACCCUAGCAAUCCUGCUUUUCAACAGAAAGUUGAACUGAUCAAACUUUGCAAGUCUCAUUUUAAAAAUGCCUUCAAGCCUCGGCCAUUAACCUUUAUUAAGGCACAACUGGAUUUUGCAGGAAUAUGUUCACUAAAUGAAGAGUUUCCUGAAGCAGAGAAGAUCUACACCAAUCUCCUGAAACUGAAAGAUAUCCGUCCAGAGAAUAGGCAAGCAAUAUGUUUACAAGCUGGAUUAUUUCAACUAUUCCAGAAAAGAGCAGAAUCAAAAGCCGUCGCCCUUUUUCUGGAAGGAAUGAAAGUGAAUUACAAUUCCAUAGAAAGAAAAAAGUGCCGUGAAAAUUUGGAGAGGAUCGCAACAGGACGGCUUCGCAGGAAUCCACGAGAUACCGAGGCCCUUGGUGCUCUUGGCUUCCUGCAUCAACUGGAUGGGAAGAAGCGCAAAGCUGUGGAAUACUUUGAAAAGGCCCUGCAAUUUGAUCAAGGCAAUGAAGAAUAUCUCAGUGCCCUUUGUGAAUUACGUCUUUCUAUCUAGCUCAGUAAUGAACUUGCCAGCUAAAGUUCAGCUGAAAGAUGAAUUAACACUCUCUAAUCUAUAAUCAGCUU
Molecule: messenger RNA, 1535 nt
Organism: Hemiscyllium ocellatum (epaulette shark)
Lineage: Eukaryota; Metazoa; Chordata; Chondrichthyes; Orectolobiformes; Hemiscylliidae
Product: interferon-induced protein with tetratricopeptide repeats 5-like
Exons: 2
Coding region: 1-1464 (487 amino acids)
Biological process (GO): defense response to virus
Cellular component (GO): cytosol
Molecular function (GO): protein binding
Source: RefSeq, a predicted model, not a curated record